GAUGAACCACCGAAGCAUCAGACCAGCGUCACUAGCCAAGUGUGAUCGAGCACAGUCAAGACAUCCAUGUAGCUGCUAUCGUCACCAUUUGAGCAUUCUGCGCUUGAGAAGAUGUUUCGUCACUUCUACCUGCUGAUCAUUGUGCACACUCGUGUGAUGUCACAAAACUACUCCCAGACUCACCCACCACCAACAGUCCCUACAAAACGGCUAGGCUAUGAGACCAAGCCACAAGCAGCUGACUGGGCUUGGAACUUCCUACCUUCUGAAAAAACUCAGCUUCUGAACUGGCUGUUAGUCGGCUGUGUGAAGCCAGAGGAAUCCUGCACCAAAGCCUUGCCCAAUCACAUACGCCCGACUGAAUACGAAGGCUACGAUGGAUUCUACAACAACCUGGCCCACCCGGAACUGGGAGCUGUAGACACACCUCUCCUGCGACGCGUACCUGCAGCCUACGAAGACGGAGUGUACAAGCCUUCUGGACAUAACCGACCGAAGCCUCUAGAACUCAGCCGACUCCUGGAAGGCCCCCUCAAGGCCACCCAAUCAAAAACAGGGAAGACUGCACUCUUAGUAUUUUUUGGGCAGCAAGUAGUGGAGGAGAUCCUGGAUGCCCAGAGAGCAGCGUGUCCCCCGGAGUACUUCAACAUCCACAUCCCAAAGGACCACGCCUACAGAAAGAGGCUCAACCACACAAUGAUGCCGGUGCUAAGGACGCGCUAUGACGCACGCACUGGCUUCUCACCCAACAACCCUCGACAACAGCUGAAUGAGAUCACCCCUUGGCUGGAUGGAGGUCUGGUGUACGGGACAACAAAAACAUGGUCAGACCAACUCCGGACCUACAAGAACGGAACCAUAGACCCUAACGGAUUGUUAGCGUCAUCGGAAGACGGCCUAUUUCCUGAGUACAACACAGUGGGACUGCCAAUGGCCAAUCCCCCACCACCUGCUCAUCAUCACAAGAUUGUUGAACGCCACCAACUAGAUCCAGUCCACAGGUUUUUCAAACUGGGAAACCCAAGAGGCAACGAAAAUGCAUUUUUGUUGUCAUUUGGAGUCCUGUGGUUCCGGUGGCACAACCACAUUGCUCGACAAUUGAAGGUGCUCCACCCAGGUUGGGGUGGUGAAAAAAUAUACAAUGAGGCACGUAAAUGGGUGAUAGCAACUCACCAACACAUUGUUGUGAACGACUGGCUACCAAAACUACUGGGUGAAAAGUUAUCAGGCUACACAGGUUAUAAUCCGGCAAUUGAUCCACAAAUUGAUCAGUUUUUCCAGGCAGCGGCAUUCAGAUUUGGGCACACACUAGUGACACGUGGUGUCUACCUGAGGGAUUACGGUCGCAAUGGAUGCAGGUCAACAGUCCCUCAUGGCUGGAACGGUACAGCUGUAAGAACUUGCAACAUUUUUUGGAGACCACAGGAUGCUAUCCAGGCAAAGUACAACAAUGAUAGCGAAGAGUUUAUGGACAUAGACAGGUUGCUGAUGGGAAUGGCAUUUCAAUUAUCUGAAAAAGAGGAUCAUAAGAUAGUUGAAGACUUGCGAGGUAAUGUGUUUGGUCCACUAGAAUUUUCUCGGCGAGAUCUUAUGGCUUUAAAUAUUCAGAGAGGCAGGGACCACGGCCUCCCAGACUAUAACACGGUGAGAGAGGCCUUUGGACUGAAGCGUGUCAAGGAUUGGGCUGACUUCCCUGACACAAUAGAACAAGAGGUAAAAGAUUUAUUCAACCAACUACACAAUAAAUCAUUUGAAGAUGUUGAUCUUUGGGUGGGAGGCAUCUUGGAGACGAAAGACGGACCGGGCGAACUUUUCACUACCAUCAUUAAGGACCAGUUUGAAAGAAUAAGGGAUGGAGAUCGCUUCUGGUACAAAAAUACAGCUAACAAUCUAUUUACAGAUGAGGAGAUACAACGUAUCGAACAGCUGACCAUUUAUGACAUCAUCAUGUCAGUCACCAAGAUGGCUCACGAUGACAUCCAAGAGGAUCCCUUCACGGCAGUAACAAAUCUUAACAAAAACAUCAACGUAAACUGCUCACAACAGCUUUCAAAAAACUCAACUUGUAAAAUAAAUAAUAGCAUGGUAAGCUGUUACCAUUUAGAGCCACUAACAUCUGACAACCUCGAGGAAUGCACAUUACCUGAGACCUACGAUUACUUUGAAGGCAGCGAGAUAUCUUUCAUCGUCACGUUUCUCGGAGUAGGUCUCAUUGUGUUGGCAUUUGUAGCAGCUUUAGUCCUUCUGAGACUUCAGAAACAAAACUAUCGUGGGAAGAAAAUAACAAGAAUGGAGUCAAAAGUAAGACAGUCUUACAAGAAGUCAAAUGCCCUUCUCACUCCAUUUGCAGCACAAGAGUGGGUGGGGCCCAAGAUCCCGCUGCGGCCGGUGGUCGUGGUGUUUGACGCGGGGCAGCGGCAGAUGAAGGUCUUGACGCAGUCGGGGCAGCUGCAGCGAGCACUGGACCUUUCGCACCGCGAUCAUCACACACAAGUGUUCAACGUCACCGAUGGGCUGCACGUCGUGAUCAGAACCACCAACGACUAUGACCUGGUUUUGAAAUUCUGCUCGGCGUUCUUGAGGAGCUCAUUCUUGCAAGCAUUUGAGAAGUACGUGGCAGAAGUGGGGAUCAGACGAGAGAACAUCACCAUGCCACUCCAAGCAACUCUAAAGCAAGCCAUCACGCAGAAGGACCGCCAAAAGAAACUGGAGAUGUUUUUCAGGGUCGUCUUUGCACAGGCAUUUGGAAUUCCACACUCAGAAGAUGAGAUUUUAAAUACAGAUCAAAAUACUUCAAAAGAAAUUAUAUACACUGAAAUCACCAAGACUGAAUUUGCUGAUGCAUUAAGCAUGAAAAGAGAUUCUGAAUUUGUUGAGAAGAUGUUUGCAUUGGUUGACAAGGACCAAAAUGGAUUUGUUUCAUUCAGAGAAUUUCUCGACAUGCUCGUAAUUUUUGCAAAAGGUUCUCCUGAUGACAAGGCACAGCUAAUGUUUGAUAUGUACGACAUCAACAAAACAAGACAGCUUACAAAAACUGAUUUCAAACACAUGAUCAGGUCCUUGAUCGAGACGGUGAGCACAGACGUGAAGGAAGGCGAUCUGAACAACAUCGUCGAAGACAUGAUGACACAAGCUGGACUGCAGCACAAGGCAAAAAUUGGCGUCAGCGAUUUCCAGCGUCUGCUAGCAGACUACAAAGACAAACUGAACUACACCCAUCUCAACUUCACCGGAGUUCCUGGGCAGCCCGCCAGUGUGAACACACGAACAUCGUUUGUGGCAAAAGCCCAGGAAACAUUUAGCAACUUGUACAGGCAACCAGGAGAUGCAACAGAAGGAACACAGGAUUCUGAACCCACUACGACCCUGGAGCAACAGAAAACGCCACCCAACACCAAAAACCUGAGCGCCACCCCUUCAAAGAGACUCGCUAUACAACGUCUCAUCGAAAACUACUCACUUACAAUCUUUUGGCUGACUCUCUACACACUUGUCGUGUUGGCAAUAUUUGCAGAGCGAGCCUACUACUACUCAGUGGAGCGGGAGCACUCGGGGCUGAGGCGCAUCGCCGGCUACGGGGUCACGGUAACACGCGGUGCAGCGUCCGCCAUGAUGUUCACCUACUCCACCCUGCUGCUCACCAUGUGUCGCAGCACCAUCACCCUGCUCAGGGACACCUUCCUGCACCUGUACAUCCCCUUCGACCUCGCCAUCUCCGCGCACAAGUACAUAGCCGUGCUCGCGCUGCUGUUCACAGUUAUCCAUGUAGUUGGCCACGCUUUCAACUUCUACAGCAUUUCAACUCAGACAGCAGAUGAUCUAACAUGUUUGUUUCGCAACUUCUACCAUGCGUCUCACGAGCUGCCCAAGUUCUCAUACUGGUGCUGGGAGACUAUCACUGGGGUCACCGGUAUACUUCUCACGCUGCUGACAGCCCUCAUCUUCACGUUUUCCCUGCCGGUGGCUCGCAGGGAGCUCUACAACGCCUUCUGGAUCAUACACUCACUCUACCCUGUGUUCUACAUCCUCAUGGUGCUGCACGGUGCUGGUCGCCUUAUACAGGAACCCUUCUUCUACUACUUCUUCCUGGGUCCAUGUGUAAUGUUCACAGUGGAUCACAUGAUCACUGCCAGCAGGAAGAUGGUCGAAGUGCCCGUGGUGAACGCCGAGUUGCUACCAUCCAAUGUAACAAUGCUAGAGUUCAAAAAGCCGUUCAAUUUUGAAUACAAGUCGGGCCAGUGGAUACGCAUCUCCUGCCCGACACUCAACACCUUGGAAUACCACCCUUUCACCCUGUCGUCUGCGCCCCACCAACCCACCCUCACAGUGCACAUACGAGCUGUGGGUCCCUGGACCACCAACAUCCGCCAGAAGUACGACCCUACCUUACUCAGGGAGAAGCCUCUGCCCAAGCAGAUUCGCAUAGAGGGACCGUUUGGUGAAGGCCAUCAAGACUGGUAUCAGUUUGAGGUUGCCGUGCUUGUGGGUGGCGGGAUUGGGGUGACGCCCUUCGCUUCUAUCCUGAAAGACAUCGUGAAUAGAGUGAACACAAAUCAGCACACAGCCUGUAAAAAGGUAUACUUCAUAUGGGUGACUAAAACUCAAAAACAGUUUGAGUGGCUAGUUGACAUUAUUCGAGAGAUUGAGAGACAUGACCAUAAAAAGGUAGUUUCAGUUCACAUCUUCAUCACCCAGUUCUACCAAAAGUAUGACCUGCGCACAAUCAUGCUGUAUAUAUGUGAACGCCACUUCCAACGCAUUUGCAAUCGAUCGCUUCUGACCGGGCUGCAAGCGCAAACAGACUUUGGAAGACCGAACUUCACCGUCAUCCUCUCAUCCGUGCAGAGUGCGCACAGAAAGGUGGGUAAGAUUGGUGUAUUCAGCUGUGGUCCACCUUCCCUGACCCAAAUCGUGGAUGUGUCGUGCAUCAGCCUGAACAAGAAGACAGUGAGAGGACCUCUGUUCCAGCAUCACUUCAAGAACUUCUAAGAAAUCAGAAAUACUCAUUUUUAACACACAUGAUGUAUAUACAGUAGAGUCCCGCUAAUCCGAACCCCGCUAAUCCGAAUAUCCGCUUAAUCCGAACAGGCUAGGACAAAAAAAAUUUUUUUAUAACAUUUAAGAACUAGGAAAAGUAAAGAAAAUCAAGUUUUUUCAAGUAAUGUUGUACGUUUAUUAAUAUUUUCUUAAGAAACUUAUAAUUUAUAUAUUUCAUUGUCUAAUUGAAAAGAGAAAAAAAUAGGAUUACCUACAUAGUACUUCAAUACAUAGGUACAUAUUGAAAUUUUUUGAAUAUACUUACAUACUAUUUGUAGAAUUCAUGUCCAGUACAGGAUUGACACAAAACAAAACUUAAAAAAGCAAACCAUUAUCUAAGAAGAAAAGUCAGUAAUCUUCCUUUGACGCAAUGCACUUAAUCGGCUUGAAGAUGCAAUGUUUCGCCAAUGCCGUACAAACGUAACAUCUGUUUGGGUUGCAUCGGCAUGUUGCUCGACGUAGCGCAAAGUCAGAUCAAGGGCACUGGCUGCGGCAGUGUGAGAAACAUCAGUAGGCGCGUUUCCUUCCUCCUCACUGUCGUCUGCAUCGAGAUCAGUUGACGUUCCCUGCACAGCUGCUACGAUAUCUUCAUCUGUGUAUUCCUCGUGGCCACAGUCGUCAAUGGCCGUCCACUUUUCAACGCACUCUUCUGUGUUUUCGCAACCUGGUACAAUUUUUUUCACUAGUUGAAGAAGUUCAAAAUUUUCUUUUGCCGGGGGAAGACCGUUUGGACAAACUCUAAAUCAGGCCAGAGAUUUGUCCAUGAUUUCUGUAAAGAUUCCUUUUGUGUUUUCUCCCAAGCUUCUGCUACCCAGUAAAUGACAUCCUUAAUGGUGAUUUUCUUGAGUUUAUGCUAGAUUGUCAGUUCUUCAUUCUCUUCAAGCAUGCUACGAAGAAGAAUUUUUCUGUAAUUCUGUUUCAAAGCCUGCGAAACUCCAUGGUCCAUUGGCUGCAAAAUUGAAGUGACGUUUGGUGGGAGAAAAAUGGCUUUGAUAUCACCGCAAACAAGUUGCAUUUCUUCAGGAUGUGACGGCGCAUUGUCUAUGACUAACAAAGCACUAGGAGGCAAUCCAUUUUCUUUGUUAAAAGCCUUUACUUUUGGCACAAAUGGUUUUUCAAACCAGUCUUGGAACAAGACACGAUUUAUCCAAGCUUUCUUUUGGUUUCUGUAUAAUACAGGGAGAGUGUUCAUGUUCAUGUUUUUAAAACAGCGUAGUUUUGCCGAUUUGCUGAUAACCAUCAGUGGAAGCUAAUUUGUGGCAGAAGCGUUGCAACAGUCUAACACAGUUAGGCGUUGUUUAUACAUUUUAAACCCUGGUGCAAUGUUUCGUACGAAGACACUCGUUUUGCUACGUUUUUCAAUAAUUUUUUCACUUUUGGUAGUACAAAACUGCUCAAUUUUACCUCUGUUAUUUUUCAAUCGGAAAUGGUUGCUUUGCCGACACCAAAUUCUUUCGAUAACAGAGUGACACUUUCACCUUUGUCAAGUCUUUUCAGCACUUCCAGUUUUUCUUUUAAUGUACACGAUUUAUGUUUACGCUUGUUUGUCAUUAUGACCAACAGCACUAUACACCGCUCACAAGGGCUCACAAAACACAGGACAAGUGUGCAGUAGCAGGUGACAACAGUAGCGUGUGGCGCAGCGUAAGCCUAUGCGGGAAGGAGGAAGGGUGCUUUGCUUACUCUUGUUGAAGGUCACUACCCUUCCGCUAAUAUUCACUCAUGAACCGCCCUUCAUUUCGACCUAAUGUUGUCACGUAAUGUAGGCUGUUGGAUUUGUUAAACUCGGAAUAUUUGAAAUUGCAGUUUAGACUAUGUGAGUAAUUAAAAAUAUAUGAUACUAAAUAUGUACGCUAAAUAAUAAAGGUGUAUUUUUCGUCUGACCUUUCAUACAUAUUUGACACAUCAUACACUAAAUACACCUCAAAAAGACAAUAUGGCAUUAUAUGACAAUAUUCCGCCUAAUCCGAAUUUUCGCCAAUCCGAACAGGGUUCGGUCCCAAUUAGUUCGGAUUAGCGGGGUUCUACUGUAUGUGCUUUCUGGUAUAGUGUAUAAGCUUCAGCCAACCAUAAUACAGACAUACAUGCUAGCUACAUGGACUGAGUCAACAUGGUAAACGUAUCUAUUUUUGAGGAGUUGUUUUACAACUGAAUACAGUAUACCUAAAUUAACGCCAUUUAUUAAAAAUAUUUUUUCUGCGUGUACUAUAAAAAUCUUUCAAUGUUUCCAUGAUAUUAACAUAUGUAAUUAAAGUAUAAUUCAAGUCAUUCUUAAAUUGUAGUGUUAUAAUAGAACCAUACAAAUAAAAAAAGUUCUUUAAAGCAAGAUAAACACACCUGAAAGUAAGAAAAAAUACCAAAAUGCUCUACACUUUCCACUGAUUGUUAUAAACCAAAAAGCAUAUUUUGUUCCAUAAGAAUCAUGACUAUUUUCCUUAACUGAGUAGUUUUUAAAAUACAAAUAGCACUAUGCAAUUUGCUGUAAGAAAGCCAUGACCAGAGCUGCCAACCUCAAAUCACACCCAUCAGUAAUGCCAAUUAUAUGAAAAAAGUACACAUAAAUCAUGCACGAUAAAUUUUUCCUGGGGAAUUAUGACACACACAAGAUCAAACAAGGACAAUAAUAUGCAAAAAAAAAUGAAAAAUAUAGGCCUAUGUAUAUGAAUACAAUGCAAAUUAAUUAAUCGAAGAAAAAAAACUAUUUCAACAAUACAAUCAUCUGAAUAUGUAAGAAAUGUCAAUAAUUUUACUGGAAAUUUUGAACCUUCAAUUCAAAGUAUUCAAAGUUAAACUUUUGAACAACUGUCUUUUUAUUUGCUUAUUUUAUCCUGGUUGGAUAAGAACUGUCUUGUAAACCAAUAACAGAAGACAAACAAACGAACUUGUCAACAAUAACUCUGCGUUCGUAAUUUCGUUUCUUCAGAUGUAGCAAAAAAACUACGAUAUAGAUUUAUUGCUCAUCAUGGCUAUAAAGUGUUCCGCAUGUUUCUUUGAUUCAAUAUGCCGUUUAAAGUCAUCCCUUCCAUCAUGUGCAAUCGAAAAGUCACACGUGCGUACAUUACAAAAUGAGUGGUGUUCCAAAACAUUUGAAGACAAGCAUGGCCAUUCUUUUGAAUAGUUAGGUCGAAAGUUCUGAAGAAUUGUGUUUUUUUCCCCCAGAUACACAUUUUUUCUGUCACACGCUUCAUUUUUACAACCAGCACUGAAGAACACAACACUAUCGAAAAACAUAAAAAAAUUUCACGUCUGUAGACAUGACAAAAACACUAACAUGAAAAAAAUGGCUUUCAAGAAAUAAAUUAAAACAACACAUGUUAGCCAAAGUACCAUACAAAAAUUAUUUGAUGUAAGUAGCCAACAAACGAAAAGUGCGAGAAUAGGUACUAGUUGUAUCGUACAAUGGACGUAAUACCAUCCCAUUAUUAUUUCAAAACACUAGAAUUAAUCUACUUAUUUCGACAGUACAUGCGCACACAUACUAGUUCCGUUAUUCGCACAACCACGCAAUGUAUUCGAACUGCGUUCACAAAACAGCACAGCAGAAACAGAACUUUUUCUGUAACCGUGCAGCACAAAGCCUCGUUUCCGUAAUAAACCAGCGAUGUUCCGUAAUUCGGUGUUAAAUCCGUAAUAAUUACGGAAAAUCCGUAAUGGUUGGCAGCUCUGCAUGACUAAAAGAACACAAAAGUCAAAUUAAUUACUUUAAUUUGGUUGAACAAAUCUAUAGACAAUAAACUUUGUUUAAAAUCAAUGUUGCAAUUUUCAUCUCAUACAUCUAGUACAUUGAAAGGCAAUACAUAUUCAAAUUUAUGUACUUACACAUUAAUACCAAAUGAUCACACAAAAAAUAUUAUGAACAUAAUCAAUAAAGUGUUGAUUUUGAAUA
Messenger RNA from Bacillus rossius redtenbacheri, 8923 nucleotides. Its product is annotated as dual oxidase-like. Gene Ontology annotation, biological process: response to oxidative stress. NCBI's taxonomy places the organism in Eukaryota, Metazoa, Arthropoda, Insecta, Phasmatodea, Bacillidae. Gene Ontology annotation, molecular function: heme binding; calcium ion binding; peroxidase activity. The record is from RefSeq and is a predicted model, not a curated record. Bases 112 to 4989 code for a protein of 1625 amino acids. The transcript is spliced from 32 exons.